This is a messenger RNA of Penaeus vannamei (Pacific white shrimp), 614 nucleotides long. The record is from RefSeq and is a predicted model, not a curated record. NCBI's taxonomy places the organism in Eukaryota, Metazoa, Arthropoda, Malacostraca, Decapoda, Penaeidae.
UGACCAUCAGCGGGCCUCCCUUCAAAGGAUUCUUCGUGCAAGCCCAGGACAGCCACACCGGUGACUGGCUCGGCGAGUUCUUGGACGAAGGCCCCGUCAAGACCCACCCCGAGUGCUCCGCCAUCACCCACGCCGACAAAGCGCGCAAGAAGCACAUUCGCCUCACCUGGCGCGCGCCUCGCUCCGGCUCCGGCUCGGUGACGUUCACCGGGACGGUUUUGGAGAGGUACGACAAGUACUGGUCCGACAUGGUGGCUCAGGUGGUUCCGUCCCGUCGCCACUUCUGAGUCCCUCCGCAUCGCAUCGCUUCCCAGUCAAGUCGUGGCAGCCAUCAUUGUCUGGUUUCAUCUAUUUAUUGGUUGUUUAUUGUUUACAUUUUUGGAUUUUAUUUUUUUUUUGUCCCGUCACAAAUAUUUGCGAUCAUCAUAUGUCUUCAGCUCAAGGAAGUAACAAGAUCUGAUAAAGUGGAGGUCGGAUUUGGCGUCUCUCCUUUUACACUUCAUUGGUAAACCUAGCUUUGGAGAUGAUUUUGUGUUGUUUUCGCUAAAUAGUGCAUGGUAUUUAACUUAUGUAGUUUCCAUACACUUUAGGGUUGAAAAUAGAGGUGAAGUUAU